Messenger RNA from Lolium rigidum, 2355 nucleotides. Its product is annotated as subtilisin-like protease SBT1.7. Gene Ontology annotation, molecular function: serine-type endopeptidase activity. Bases 1 to 2355 code for a protein of 784 amino acids. Lineage: Eukaryota; Viridiplantae; Streptophyta; Magnoliopsida; Poales; Poaceae. Gene Ontology annotation, biological process: proteolysis. The transcript has a single exon. The record is from RefSeq and is a predicted model, not a curated record.
AUGGCUUCAAUGAUCUCCCUCCUCUCGCUCCACUCCCUGCUAGUUCUCGUCCUUGUCCAGUCCACACACUCAGCCAUCAUCCCAGAGCCCAAGAACUCCAUUGCCGAGCCCAAGCCUGAUCGUCCUUGGAGCUCGGACCACACCUACAUCGUCCAAACCAACCACCUGGCCAAGCCAUCCAAGUUCGCCACCCUCGAGCGUUGGUACGCGUCCAUGGUGGACACCUACUCACCUCGUGCCACCACCGCCACGGACCGCAUCCUGUACACCUACGGCACCGUCAUGCAUGGUUUCACCGUCAGACUCACCGACGGCGAGGCCCGGCGCAUGUCGACCGUCCCCGGCGUGACCCACGUGUACAAGGACAGGGUGUACCACACCCAGACCACGAGGUCUCCCUGGUUCAUGGGCCUCCACGACGACUUCGGCGCCUGGCCGGACUCGGAGUUCGGCGACGGCAUCAUCAUCGGCUUCAUCGACACCGGCAUCUGGCCGGAACGCGCCAGCUUCAACGACACCGGACUCGGCCCCGUUCGUUCCACAUGGAGGGGCAACUGCGUCGACGCCGCGGGUUUCAACGCCACCUUAUCCUGCAACAACAAGCUGGUCGGCGCCAAGUCCUUCACCACCAACAUGCCGGACCUGGAGGGCUACAACGACCCGAGCCCGAGGGACAUCGAAGGGCAUGGCACGCACGUGUCAUCGACGGCCGCCGGCGCGGAGGUUCCCUGGGCCGAUCUGUACGGCUUCUCGGGCGGGAGGGCGAGCGGCGUGGCGCGCAAUGCGAGGAUCGCCAUGUACAAGGCGUGCGUCCCGGACCCGCUUGUAGGAUGCCCCGACUCGGCAGUCACGGCGGCGAUCGACGCCGCGGUGAGCGACGGCGUGGACCUCAUCUCCCUCUCCCUCGGCGGCCGUCCUGACGACCCCUUCUACAACGACCCCCUCGCCGUCGCCACAUUCGGCGCAGUUCGCAGGGGCGUGUUUGUCGUCCUCGCCGGUGGCAACAGCGGUCCCGGGGCGUCUUCCGUGUCCAACGUCGCGCCAUGGAUGACCACCGUCGGCGCCACCACCACGGACCGCGUGUUCCCGGCGACACUCAGGCUCGGCAAUGGUGUGGAGCUGACGGGCCAGUCCCUGUACACAUUGAAGUCCAAGGGCACGAGCAUGCUCCAGCUCGUGUACAGCUCCUGCAGCGAGGAUGACCUGACGCUCGACAAGGUCAUGGGCAAGGUGGUGGUGUGCACGCGGAUGGCAGGACCCGGGACCGGCUUCUACGUGGAGAAAGCCGGCGGAGCAGGGAUGGUGUCCCCGGACGGGACGAACCGGUUCGGGGAUGCCGUCUUGGCCCUUACCUUCACGCUCCCCGGCGUCAUGAUCAGCCAUACUGCCGAAAAGAAGCUGAACGACUACAUGGCGUCGUCGCCGUACCCGGUGGCGUCGUUCGCCUUCGCCUGCGAGACGGUGACCGGCGAGAACCGGGCGCCGAUGGUGGCCGGGUUCUCUUCGCGGGGCCCCAGCGUGUUGGCCCCUGAGAUCCUGAAGCCGGACCUCGUCGCGCCGGGCGUGAACAUCCUGGCGGCCUGGUCGGGCGACGCGCCGCCGUCGAGCUGGGACAAUGACACGCGGAGAGUCGAGUUCAACAUCCUCUCCGGGACGUCCAUGGCGUGCCCGCAUGUCGCCGGCGCGGCGGCGCUGAUCAAGAAGGUGCACGGCGACUGGACGCCGGCGAUGGUGCGGUCGGCGCUGAUGACGACCGCGGGCCCGCUCGACAAGAACGGCAGGGACAUGGUCGACAGCGGCACCGUCUUGGGCGGCGCCGCGAUGGACGCGACGCCGCUGGCGGCCGGGGCGGGGCUCGUCCUUCCGCGGCUCGCCAUGGACCCGGGCCUGGUGUACGACGCUGGCACGCAGGACUACGUGGACUUCCUCUGCACCCUCAACUACACGGCGAAGCAGAUGCGGCAGUUCGCGCCGGAGAUGAGCACCGGGUGCGGCGCGAGGUCGAGGAUCCCCGGGGGCGUGGCCAACGUCAACUACCCGUCUUUCGUGGUGGUGUUCCGCAGCAGCAGCGCCGACGGAGGCGUCCGCACGCUGACGAGGACGGUGACCAAGGUGUCGGCGAAGCCGGAGACGUACAACGUGACGUUCGCGGCGCCGGAGGGCGUGGCGGUUACCGUGACGCCGACGACGCUGGAGUUCAUCAGGAAGAACGAGAAGCGGAGCUACACGGUGGAGUUCAGCGUCCAGGCGCAAGGAAAGGUGAGGCCGGCCGGGACAUGGGACUUCGGCCACAUUUCCUGGGAGAACAGGAAGCACCGGGUGAGGAGCCCCGUUGCCUUCAACUGGCAGAUCUGA